UCCCUCCCCAUAGAAACGGUUACUCGUUUGCUGACUGGUGAGUAUUAUGCCAGCUACGUGUAGGUUGCGUGGUGCGUAUGCUUGUAGCGGAUCAGGAAAAAGGGUACUCAACAGCAUGGGUUCUAAAGCACAGAGGAACAGAGAUGGUGCAGUGUCUCGGAGAGCACCAGUAAAGAGGGCCCAGCUGGAGGAAAAACCUGAACAUGCAGAAGUUAAGAAAAUUCGAGUUUCCCACCCUUCUCACAGAACAGUUCCUGGUAUUGUGCUCACACUUGGACAGGGAGAUGUGGGACAGUUGGGCCUUGGAGAAAGCAUCAUGGAGCGGAAAAAACCUGCCUUAGUUAAUCUACCUGAGAAGAUUGUUGAGGCUAUCGCAGGAGGAAUGCACACUGUAUGCUUGAGUGCAACUGGAGGUAACGACCAUCUAGUAAUGUUGACUGUUGAUGGUGAUCUUUACACUUGUGGUUGUGGAGAGCAAGGGCAGCUGGGAAGAGUUCCAGAACGCUUUACUAGCAGAGGUGGACGACAAGGACUUGAACGGUUGUUGGUGCCACAGUGUAUACAUGUAAAAGGUAAAGGAAGUAGUAGAGUACGAUUCAAGGAUGUUUUCUGUGGUGCCUACUUUACCUUUGCUAUAUCUCAGGAUGGUCACAUUUAUGGCUUUGGAUUGUCAAACUACCAUCAGUUGGGAACUCAAAAUACCAAAUCUUGUUAUACACCUCAGAACUUGACAUCAUUUAAAAAUUCUACCAAAUCAUGGGUUGGUUUUUCUGGAGGACAGCAUCAUACUGUGUGUUUUGACUCUGAAGGUAGGUUCUUAUUUUAUCACUAUGUAUUUUCUGUCAUUCUAGGCCAUAUAUUUUCCUGGGGAAUGGGAACAAAUUACCAGCUGGGAACUGGUGAAGAAGAUGAUGUGUGGACUCCUGUAGAAAUGACUGGCAAACAACUUGAAAAUAGGACGGUCAUAUCAGUUUCCAGUGGCGGACAGCAUACAGUGCUGUUAGUUCAGGACAAUUAACAAUGACAGCUGUGCUGCGCAUUAUUCAACUUGUAACACUGACUUGGCUUUAGUAUAUCAAUAAAGCAGUGUUGUAGUCAGCAUAUCUCCUUUAUAUUCAAAUUAGCAUGGUUUGCAUGGCAAAUCAUGCAUACGUGUAAUGUUUCCCUGCUUUUCUAGGAUUGUUCUGUACAGGCUUGAUACUUCAUUGCCAGAGUAUUCUCAGUAAAAGCAGAACAUUUCUGAACAGCAGAGCAUUGAUGACUGCCAAAGUCUCAUAGGUUAAUGUUAGACCUGUUUUAAUAGUUUGGGGGGGGGGGUCUCUCAUGAAUGUAAUCAGUAUGUUUAAAAAAAGUAAAUCACUGUAUAAAACUUAAAUGCAAUACUAAAAGUGGUUGAGAUUGAAUGAAUGUGCUGGGUACCAAACUAGUAUCCUCUUUGAUUCAUAUGUUUUAUUGAAUAUAAGCUGCUGUUUCCCUUGCUCUGCUUUCGCUCUUCCAACAAAAGUGAUACGACUCAAAGGUCACACUUCAUUUUAUUAUCAUCUUCUACAUUUAGCUGGCUGUGAGGCAGAAAAAUGUUGCAAUAAGUGAUGUGAGGUAAUUAGUUUAUUUUUUUAUUGAUAUUUUAAUAAUGAGCUUUCAUUGUUUUGACAUUCUUCCCCCAAAUCCGCAGUUUGUAUUUUUUUUCGGUUCCUUCGUGGAGUAUUUUUAAGUGUCAUUUUCUUUUCAGCUUUGUAAAUGGAACUUUUUAAAAUGGCCUUUACUGGUCUUGCACACUUUUUUGGGAAUUUCACAGAGGUUGCUUUCUUCGGCUUUAACGUUCUUGAUAAGUUUACUAUAGAUAUACAUUUGUUAAAUGUUCUUUUCUGUUGAAUGUUGUAAUUGGUCAUUUCUUCUAGCCAUGUUUUACUAGGAUGCUUCCCAUGAUGGAAGGAGUAGGCAUCCUUUAUCAUUAGCAGACAUCUUUAUUCCGGAAUAAUUAAGGAUCUUUAAUUAUGACUGCCCACUGUAUAGGAGUCUGAACUUUAUUUAGAUGUCUCUUGUCAUCACCCCAUGUAUACUCUUGUCAGCAUACCAGUUAAAUUUUUAUCGUGGCAAGUAGUACUUGUAUGUGAUAGUGUCUGUCAGCUUGCCUAAGUUAUGCCAUUGCUCAGUUUGUGGUUCCAUGAACAACUGCAGAUUCUUUCAAUUUGUUCACUCCUAAACUCCGGGUGGGUUAACAUUACUUUUUAAAUCUUAGUCGGAGCAUUUCCCACUUGUAGUUGAGGGAUUGCAUUCCUUUGUGAAAUCCUCAUAUUAAACAGUUGUUAAUUUACAAUGCCGAUGAGUAUUUUUUUUAGAAAUCAGAUGUACAUCGGAGCUGGUUACUUCAGUUCAGUGUGCUGCAAAACUAAUAAUAAAGGCUAUUUUUGAGUA
Molecule: messenger RNA, 2415 nt
Organism: Protopterus annectens (West African lungfish)
Lineage: Eukaryota; Metazoa; Chordata; Ceratodontiformes; Protopteridae
Gene: RCC1
Product: regulator of chromosome condensation 1
Exons: 7
Coding region: 47-1018 (323 amino acids)
Cellular component (GO): cytoplasm
Molecular function (GO): guanyl-nucleotide exchange factor activity
Source: RefSeq, a predicted model, not a curated record